AUGAGUUCAAGAACUAGUUUAUGUUACAAAUGUAAUCAACCAGGUCAUUUUGCUCGGGAAUGUCCAGAUGGUGAUGGUGGCGGAAGUGGUGGACGUGGUGGAUAUAGUCGUGGACGAGGUUCGUACGGUGGUGGUGGUGGUGGUUCAUAUGGAGGACGAGGUGGUUCAUAUGGUGGUUCAGGUCGUGGCGGAGGUUAUGGUGGUGGUUCAUCGUAUGAUAAUAGAUCAGGAGGUAAUCGUUGUUACCGUUGUAAUCAAUCGGGUCAUUUUGCUCGUGACUGUCCAUCGGAUAGUACACAAAGUGUAUGCUAUAAUUGCAAUCAACCAGGUCAUAUAAGUCGUGAUUGUGGUGAACCACGUGGAAAUAGUUAUGGAGGUGGUGGUAGCGGUGGUUUCCGUAGUAACCGAGGCGGCGGCGGCGGCGGCGGUGGUGGUGGUGGAGGUAAUUGUUAUCGAUGCUCGAAACCAGGUCAUUUUGCACGUGAUUGUCCUGAACCUGAUACACGUGAUGGUCAAAGUGGCAGUGGUAGUGGUGGUAAUCCAUCAAAUCAACAAGAUGAACAUAGUGAUGAACAUUAG
Molecule: messenger RNA, 579 nt
Organism: Rotaria sp. Silwood2
Lineage: Eukaryota; Metazoa; Rotifera; Eurotatoria; Philodinida; Philodinidae
Source: the annotation of a GenBank genome assembly